AUGGGCAACAAAUCGUCGUCCUACGAUGUGCAACAACAGAAAGAGCAAAAUCAAAAUGGGAAAAUUCGAAAAGUACACGACUCAACAUCAACAGAUAAAGUGGUUCAAAAGGAGAACACAGAACCCUCGGCACCGUCAAUGACGAGUCCAUCGGCUCCCCCUAUUUCCUCGCCAACCCCUCCACCAAAUGAGUUCCCGGUGGAUGUGCCGACGCCGAGAGGAAGCCUCACUUCAGCCACCUCAUCUCAACCCGUUUUCACCUCACAAAUCGAAUACAAUGUGCAGCCGGUCGCCGAGUUGGCCACCGAUUUCGAGGACUUUCAAGAACCACCUGUACAGCAACUCUUUCGAGUUAGACCCCUUCCCGAAUCGCCGCUUGAUAAAGAACCAACUGAAGAUUGUUAUGAU
This is a messenger RNA of Mesorhabditis belari, 408 nucleotides long. NCBI's taxonomy places the organism in Eukaryota, Metazoa, Nematoda, Chromadorea, Rhabditida, Rhabditidae. The record is from the annotation of a GenBank genome assembly.